CACUUUCCAUUAUCAUACCCCACACUUCCCUUUCCAAGUCACCAUAUUUCUCACCGCCAUUAUUCCUCUUCACCAUCAUCACCACCACCACCAUGAUCAACUGAACUUAAAUCUUCUCAUAUUUGCACCACUCUCUCACACCUUCAUAUAUCUACAACAAUGUCACCACACUUUCAAACACUGUUACCACUUCAUCUUAAUCUUAACAUGUCUUCUUCCUUUCCACCUUCCUGGCUCACUUCCCCUUCAUGUUCCACUCUCGACAUAGAUUCAUCUUCACCCACCGCGUUUCUCACAGUUCAGUGGCUAAGGUUUCUUCUCCUAUCACCAUGCCCUCAACGAGUUAUUCUCUCUGGUGUUGAUUCCAUCUUCUUGCUCAUUGUCUUCGCCUUUUCAGCUGUUAAACUCUAUUCUAGAUUCACUUCCCCUCGCACCUCUUCCUCUUCCGUUACCAAACCCCUUUUGCAGGAGGAAAAACGCUCUCACUAUAAAGUCACCUUCUGGUUUAAACUAACCUUCUUGGUGACCACCCUUUUGGUCGCAGCUUAUGCUGUUCUUGGUGUCUUGGCCUAUACUCAAACGAGUCUUUCUUCAUGGACAGUCAUAGAGGCACUCUUUCGGCUCUUUCAAGCUGCGGCCAACAUAGUGGUUGUGAUCCUGUUGGUUCACGAGAACAAGUUCAAAGCUUUGGAGCACCCUUUGUCGCUGAGAAUGUAUUGGAUUGCAAACAUGGUGGUUUCGUGCUUUUUUGCCGUUUCGGCUAUUGUUCGCUUUGUGAUUGUGGAUGGAGCGAGAUUGGAGCUUAGUUUGAGAGUGGAUGACGUGUUUUCUUUGGUUAAUCUCCCACUUUCUGCGUUCCUUUUCGUUGUAGCAGUGAAAGGAGUAACGGGGAUUCAGGUGGUUGGAAUUUCUGAUGAAGUGACAGCAUAUCAGUGCCUUUCCAGCGAGAGAAAUUUGAGUCCUUAUGCUCAUUCUUCGAUUUUUUCCAAAAUAGUGUGGCUUUGGAUGAACCCUUUGCUGAACAAAGGGUACCAAACACCCCUGAAGCUCGAUGAUGUGCCUUCUCUUCCUCUGGAGUUCCGAGCAGAAAAAAUGUCAGAGCUUUUCCAAAGCAAUUGGCCGAAGGAAGAGGAUAACAGCAAGCAGCCGGUUGGUGUCACCUUGUUUAGAUGCUUUUGGAAGCACAUAGCUUUCACUGGCUUUCUUGCAGUUAUAAGACUUGCGGUUAUGUAUAUUGGUCCAAUGCUUAUUCAGAGUUUUGUUGAUUUCACCGCAAGGAAAGAUAGCACCCCUCUUGAAGGACUUAUUCUGAUUCUGAUCCUGUUCUUUGCAAAAUCUGUUGAGGUCCUCUCUGUGCACCAAUUCAACUUCAACUCUCAGAAACUAGGCAUGUUAAUGCGUUCCAGCAUCAUAACUUCCGUGUACAAGAAAGGUUUGAGGCUGUCAAGUUCUUCAAGGCAGACUCAUGGCACCGGCCAGAUUGUGAACCACAUGGCCGUUGAUGCACAACAGCUCUCAGAUUUGAUGAUGCAGUUUCAUCCCAUAUGGUUGAUGCCACUGCAAGUAGCUGCAGCAUUGGCACUUAUCUACAACAGUAUUGGCGUGUCAGCGCUUGCAGCGCUGCUUGGAACCAGUGUGGUGUUUGUUUUCACUCUCAUUCGCACCAAGAAGAGCAACACGUUCCAGUUCAGGAUAAUGAAGAGCCGUGACCUGAGGAUGAAGGCCACGAAUGAGUUGCUUAACAACAUGCGUGUGAUCAAGUUUCAAGCUUGGGAGGAGUACUUUGGCAACAAGAUUCAGCAGUUUCGCGAAGCCGAACACGGUUGGAUUGGAAAGUUCUUGUACUACUUUGCCAUUAACAUGGGGGUUCUCACCACUGCUCCUUUGUUGGUAUGUGUUCUCACUUUUGGAGCUGCUGUUCUUCAGGGGGUUCCUUUGAACGCUGGCACUGUGUUCACCAUCACUUCGGUGAUCAAGAUUUUGCAAGAGCCUGUGAGAACCUUCCCUCAGGCUCUCAUCUUGAUCUCCCAAGCGAUGAUAUCUCUUGGGAGGUUGGAUGAGUUCAUGAUGAGCAAGGAAAUGGAUGAGGGUGCAGUGGAGAGAUUGGAGGGAUGUGAUGGUGACAUCGCUGUGGAGAUAAAAAAUGGAGAAUUCUCCUGGGAAGAUGCAGAUGCAAAUGUGUCUCUGAAAGUCGAAGAGUUGGAGAUCAAGAGAGGGGAACAUGCUGCUGUUGUGGGAACAGUUGGGUCAGGCAAGUCUUCGUUACUGGCUUCUUUGUUAGGGGAAAUGAUCAAGAUAUCAGGAAAGGUUAGAGUUUGUGGGUCAAUAGCCUAUGUAGCACAGACAUCAUGGAUUCAGAAUGCAACCAUCCAAGAGAACGUAUUGUUUGGUUUACCAAUGAACAGAGAGAAGUACGAAGAAGCUAUAAGAGUGUGUUGCCUGGAAAAGGAUCUUGAAAUGAUGGAAUAUGGAGACCAAACUGAGAUUGGAGAAAGGGGUAUUAACCUCAGUGGUGGCCAGAAGCAACGUAUACAACUUGCUAGAGCUGUAUACCAAGACUGUGACAUCUAUCUCCUUGAUGAUGUAUUCAGUGCUGUUGAUGCACAAACUGGAUCAUUCAUUUUCAAGGAAUGUAUCAUGGGGGCUCUAAAAAACAAGACCAUUUUACUUGUAACCCACCAAGUUGACUUCCUGCAUAAUGUUGACUGUAUAAUGGUGAUGAGAGAAGGGAGAAUCGUGCAAAGUGGGAAGUAUGAUGAACUUCUCAAUGCAGGCCUGGAUUUUGGUGCACUUGUGGCUGCUCAUGAAUCAUCUAUGGAGAUUGCAGAAUCUAGCGAUAAAGGUGGUGGUGAUGAUUCGAUUCAGUCUCCGAAACUGGCUCGAAUCCCUUCAAAAGAAAAGGAAAAAGCAGGUGAAAAGCAACCUCAAAAUCAAGCUAAGUCAGCUAACACCACUGCAAAGCUCAUUGAAGAUGAGGAAAGAGAAACCGGUCGUGUGAACCUUCAAGUGUACAAACACUACUUCACUGAAGCAUUUGGGUGGUGGGGUAUUGUGCUGAUGCUGGCAAUGUCUCUAACAUGGAUUUUAUCCUUCUUGGCUGGUGAUUACUGGCUAGCAAUUGGAACUGCAGAAGGCACUAACUUUGCUCCUUCUACAUUCAUCACUGUCUAUGCUUGCAUAGCACUUGGUGUAACUGUUGUUGUGAUGGCAAGAUCAAUCUUAUUUACCUAUUGGGGUCUCAAGACAUCUCAAAGCUUCUUCGGUGGAAUGCUUCAAAGCAUUCUGCAUGCACCAAUGUCAUUCUUUGACACCACUCCCUCUGGCAGAAUUUUGAGUCGUGUAUCUACUGAUAUACUUUGGCUUGACAUAUCAAUUCCAAUGUUGGUGAACUUCGUAAUGGUUGCAUACUUCUCGGUGAUCAGCAUCCUCUUUGUGACAUGCCAAAAUGCUUGGGAAACGGUCUUCCUCUUAAUCCCACUGUUCUAUCUUAAUAACUGGUAUCGGAAAUAUUACCUUGCAUCUUCUCGGGAAUUGACUCGCCUUGAUUCCAUCACCAAAGCUCCUGUGAUUCACCACUUUUCAGAAACCAUUGCUGGUGUUAUGACCAUUCGUGGCUUUAAAAAACAGAACGCAUUUUGUCAAGAAAAUAUUGACAAAGUCAAUGCUAGUCUGAGAAUGGAUUUCCACAACAAUGGGGCCAAUGAAUGGCUUGGUUUUCGCUUGGACUACAUGGGAGUGGUUUUCCUUAGCAUCAGCACUGUUUUUAUGAUCUUUCUCCCAAGUGCUAUCAUGAGGCCAGAAUAUGUUGGUCUGUCUUUGUCCUAUGGUUUAGCUCUGAGUAGUCUUUUGGCAUUUACCAUAUCAAUGACUUGUUCUGUUGAGAACAAAAUGGUUUCAGUUGAGAGAAUAAAACAGUUCACCAACCUUCCCUCAGAAGCGCCAUGGAAAAUGGCUGAUACCUCUCCUCCUAAGAAUUGGCCCAGCCAUGGACACAUUGAGUUAAACAAUUUGCAGGUUCGGUAUCGGCCAAAUACUCCUCUGGUUCUCAAAGGAAUCUCUCUCACCAUUGAAGGAGGAGAAAAGAUUGGUGUUGUUGGUCGAACAGGGAGUGGGAAAUCAACCCUCAUUCAGGUGUUGUUUAGGUUGAUUGAGCCUUCAGCUGGGAAAAUAAUUGUUGAUGGUAUCAACAUUUGUACUGUGGGCCUUCAUGAUCUCAGAUCUCGAUUUGGAAUUAUUCCUCAAGAACCUGUUCUCUUUCAAGGAACAGUACGAAGCAACGUUGAUCCCCUUGGCCUGUAUUCAGAAGAAGAAAUCUGGAAGAGCCUAGAACGUUGCCAACUGAAAGAUGUGGUGGCUGCAAAGCCUGAGAAACUUGAGGCUUCAGUGGUUGAUGGCGGAGACAAUUGGAGUGUGGGGCAAAGACAGCUUCUGUGUUUGGGAAGGAUCAUGCUAAAACGCAGCAAAAUACUGUUCAUGGAUGAGGCAACAGCAUCUGUUGAUUCACAAACUGAUGCUGUAAUACAGAAAAUCAUCCGAGAGGAUUUUGCAGAUCGUACAAUUAUCAGCAUUGCUCAUAGAAUACCUACAGUGAUGGACUGUGACAAAGUUUUAGUCAUUGAUGCAGGGCUUUCAAAAGAAUAUGACAAGCCAUCACGGUUGCUAGAAAGGCCUUCACUUUUUGCAGCAUUGGUUAAGGAGUACUCCAAUAGAUCUGCAUAAAUAUAGGCUUAGAUUCUGACAAGGAUAAUUUUUGUACUCUCUUUGGAACACAUGACACCAAAGUCAAAUGACUCUGGUAGAUUUUGAUGUUUUAUCCAUUCACUGGUUCAAUAAUUAGACUAGGAUAGUAUGCAAUAAGUUUUUUUUUUUUUUUUCUUUUAAUUAUUGGGUUAUAAAUAUCCACUUUAGAUGCAAUUAUUAUUAUCAUCAUUAUUCAUUUUUUUCUUUUGAUA
Molecule: messenger RNA, 4952 nt
Organism: Vigna unguiculata (cowpea)
Lineage: Eukaryota; Viridiplantae; Streptophyta; Magnoliopsida; Fabales; Fabaceae
Product: ABC transporter C family member 4-like
Biological process (GO): transmembrane transport
Cellular component (GO): membrane
Molecular function (GO): ATP hydrolysis activity; ATP binding; ABC-type transporter activity
Source: RefSeq, a predicted model, not a curated record